AUGUACGGAUGUCAGUCUCUUCAAUUAAAAGGCCUUGGACACCAUCGCAAAGACGAAAUCAUCGAGGCACAACAGACAGAAUUCUAUGUCAGCAGAGCUUCAAGUCUCAUGGAUUCUAUUGAUAAUUCCUUCACAAACGUUGCAAUUUCGAAUAUCACAAUGGCACAGGAGAAUAUCAAAGGAUUGUUGGCAGCCGCCUCGGUUUCAGUCCGCACCGCCUACUCUGAAAUAAAAUCACUGACAAGUCAACCAAGUUUCUAUUAUAUUCCAAAACGACAGAGAUAUCUGAUGGUGAAUAAAAUAGUGACUGAUAUGAGUGCAACUGGACAAACGGAGAUGAUGUCAUUGAAUAAGAAAGCGAAGGCAUACUGUCGGACUGCAAAUGUGUCAAAACAUUUUUUUCGUCGUGGUUCAGUUUUUAAACUCCUUUUUUUGUAG
Caenorhabditis remanei is the source of this 438-nucleotide messenger RNA. RefSeq lists its product as uncharacterized. NCBI's taxonomy places the organism in Eukaryota, Metazoa, Nematoda, Chromadorea, Rhabditida, Rhabditidae. The transcript has 4 exons. Bases 1 to 438 code for a protein of 145 amino acids. The record is from RefSeq and is a predicted model, not a curated record.